UAGAGUGCUUAAAUUUUUUUUGGCUAAAAACCAUUUUCAUAAUUUAUUUUCAAUUUUGCUCCAAUUUCAUCAAGAAUAAUGGUUUAUAGAAAGUUGAUCACAUUGGCAUUGGUUGGAUUGAUCAUUUGCGAGUUUUUGAUGGCAAAUGUCGAAAGCCACGAAUUAGAUAAGAAAAAGAAGAAGCCUUGCCUUCCAUUGAUGCUGACUUGUCUUGGACAAAACAGUCAAGAAAAAGUUUUAUCGCCGGAUGCAUCAGCUCCAAUAUCAAUAUCGGCUCCGAAUGCAUCUAUAUCACCUAUAGGACCGCACCCGCCAGAACCAUCAGUAGAAGAGCCAUUAAUAGCACCUCGACCCGAGUAUCCCAUUCUUUUUCCUGGUGUAUAUGGCAAUCCGAUUCCAACACCAAAGUCACGUGCCAGUUCAUCACAUCCAGUUUCAGUGAAACGAUCAAAUUCAGAUCCAUUACCUUAAAUCAACGACGAAAAUUACCCUCAGUCUUUUCAAAAGUCGUCAUAAAGUUAGUUGAAAAAUAAGAGUUUUUAGAAGGAAAACAUCUUCAAAACGUCAAAUUGACAUGUUAUGCUUUGAUAGACUAUAAAAUGAGACAAAAACUACCAAAAUACCCAAAAAUUUACAAAGGAUGCGCGAAGAUUCUACAAAAUUAAGAAAAACAAUUGAUUUAUUAGCAUUUAAUUCGAUCUUUAUUAAUAAUAUUUACUCAAUUUUUACUGUCAAUUUUACAAAAAAAAUUUUUUAGGUCGGUGUCAAGUAUUGAGUAUAAUUCAAAUAAAUUGUUUCAAUACUGAAUCUAUUGUCACCAA
Messenger RNA from Contarinia nasturtii (swede midge), 821 nucleotides. RefSeq lists its product as uncharacterized. The transcript has 2 exons. NCBI's taxonomy places the organism in Eukaryota, Metazoa, Arthropoda, Insecta, Diptera, Cecidomyiidae. The coding region runs from base 79 to 471 and encodes 130 amino acids. The record is from RefSeq and is a predicted model, not a curated record.